Cyanistes caeruleus (blue tit) is the source of this 3478-nucleotide messenger RNA. Lineage: Eukaryota; Metazoa; Chordata; Aves; Passeriformes; Paridae. The record is from RefSeq and is a predicted model, not a curated record.
CGGCAACCGCGACGCCCGGCGGCGGCACCUCCUCGUCCCCGGCAGGGAGCGGCGGGGCCCGGCGUGUCCCAGGGGAGCAGGGAAUUCUGUAUUGUUCUAACACAUCACCAAAAUAACUGAAAAGGAAGAUCAAGCAGAUAUGGGUGAUGUAACAGAAAAUGCAGAAUAUGAGGAUGAUUUUGAAAAAGACCUGGAAUGCCUAACUGACAAAGAAGAAAAAAAGAAUCCUGGAAAAAAGGAAGAGGAUGUUGAAGCACAAAUUCAUAAAGCUGCAUACAGCUCUCAGGAAGACAAUGAGGAAGUGGAAGAAAGUCUAGAUCAGCUUUCAGAGGCAGAUGUAAAUGUGAAAAUGAUAUAUGCUAAUGAAAAAUACUUUCCUGAGGCAAGUACUGAACAAAAGGACUAUGAAUAUGAUGAGACAGAAAGCUUUAUCCAGGAAUAUAAGCUGGAAAAUGAGCAGGAACUGGAAGAGGAUGAAGAUAUGAAGCGUUAUGUCUUGGAAAAGAUUGAAGAAGCCAACAAAAACCUGGAAAAUCAGACUCCUGUGGAUCAAAACAGAGAAAGGAAAUUAAAAUUUAAGGAUGAGAUGGAUAUUAAAGCUCCUCCUCCAAAAGAUGCUGACCUUGCAAGAGGAGAUGAUGUUUCAAUUGGGCUGUCUCAGCUGCAUAUUUCUGAUGAUACAGGACAGAAACACACACUUUCAGAAGAUAUUGAAACUCAACGUACAGCUCCAAAAUCUUCGCUCCCCACUGACCCUUCACCUCCAUCUGACUCUAAGCAACCUCCAGAUCCUGCUUCGAAUGGUGCAAAAGACCUGGGAAAACAGAAGACUGAGACUGCAAACACAGCCACGAAAACCUCCACUUACACUCUUACUCCCAGACAAAAAGAAUUAAGGAAGCAGAUAGAAAUAAGGAAUGAAAUACUGAGGAGAGAGGAAGAAGACAGGAAAAGGGAACUAGAAGAAAUGAGGAGAAGAGAGAAUGAAAUAGUUUAUAAAGCUUGGUUACAGAAGAAGAAAGUACAGCUAAAAGAAGAAAAGCGAGUUCGUCGUGCAAAGCAGCUGGAAGAGCUGAGGAUGAAAGACGUGAACAGGGAUCCAGAAGAAGCCUACAGGUUAUGGCUUAAAAAAAAGCACCAACAAUAUAUGAAAGAAAAACGGAUAGAAUUUUUGAGACGCCAAACUGAGGAAGUGGCCUUUGUACCAAGGGCAGAGGAAUGCGACAGAGCUUUUAGAGACUGGCUGAGGAGGAAGAAAGAAGAGAAACAAGAAGCAGAACUAGCUGCUAAAGAGAGAGGCAGGCUGUUUAAAUUAGAAGCCAGAAGAGCAAGACAGAUGCGGAGUAUGCACUAUUUUAAUUCAGAGGCAAAAUCCUUUUGCUUCACAGGUCAUUACAGUUAAAAAUUUGAUGUAGACACAGAGUUCUUGGUGACAAUCUUCUGAAUUUUUAUGGCUUGUUUUUGUCCUUUACAGCUACUGACUUUUUGUGGUGUUUUUGAAGCUUUCAAUCAAGUUUAACAAUUACCUUCAGUGACAAUGCUUUUACUAUCUAUUUAUUUGUAAUUUAGUUGAAAAGCCUGCUUUAAUCUAUAACUCAGGGAUCUUCUCGAUUUAACCAAACCUUAACGAGUGCAAGAUGUAUGUAUGAGGGUGGCAAAUACACAUUCCCUUCUUAAAGGCACUUUAUACUCAGCUCCAUCAUGGAUUCCUGGAUGCAGGCUACUCUGUAAAAUGUUGAAUUUUUUGUGGAUUAAUAUUGCUAUUUGAUGCUGCUAGUGAUUAAGACUGUGCAAGGUGCUAUGUUGUUGGAAAAUGAUGUUUAUUGUACCUAUUGAUCUGUUGACCAGCUCUAGACCAGAAGACUGUGUUCUUUUAGGUUCCUGGAAAGGGUCAUUGAAGACUAAUGUAUAGGUGAUUGUGCAACAAGUUUUGAAACUUAUUUCUGUGAGUCAUAUUGAGUAGUUUUCUAUUUCAUGGAAUUAAAAGCUUGUGCAAAUGAUGACCUUUUCCCUACGAAGGAAGCCAGGUUCCUUAUAUAAAUGUCAAUGCUUAUUAUAAUAAAUCUACCAAACUACAUCACCUUACCCACCUAAAUUGUGAACUCUUGAUAGAGAACAUGCCAAAGUCACUCAUGAAAUCAUAAAGUUAGUGAAAGAAUAGAAGCAUUCUGUCCAACUGUAUGUCCCAACAGAUUUCAUGAUCCUGGAAUUGCUCUUCAAUUUUUCCACAGUCACUGUUUUCUGAGUACUGCAACAGACAGAAGUGUAGAGAUGCAAAGAACGUUUGCUGGUAGUAUUGUUCUUGGUUAUUUUUGGAGCUAGUUACAGGCAUAUUGAGAGCACUGGUGUUGGACUGGAGGCUGGUCUGUUGCAGCUUUUGCCAGCAUAGAGAGUGAGCAUGGACACAAAAUGAAAAUUUCACAUGGUACUGGGAUACAUAAGUAACAGGUUGCCUUCCUCCCUCCAAAACCUCCCCCUGACACCAAAGGCAAGAAGAGCUUCCUGUGUCUAGCAAGCAAAUCCAGGGGGAAUGUUUGCAAAGGUUCACACACACCGUCUCCCUAACUGUAGAAAACUACAGAAGAGGUGCUUCUCUGUUCAUUGCCUCACACCAGCAGAGUGAAGGGUUUUACAGUUCAAUGUCAUAUAGUUCUGUUAAUGCUACAAAGAAUGUGACUUCAUUAAAUCCAAAACUGUAACUUGAAAGCAAGCAAAGGAAGUUUAUUGUAGCUUUCUUCAUGUAAACCAAAGCUGAGCCAGCAACAGCAAGAACAGCUUACAUAUUCUGAUAAUGGGUAUGAGAUUCAAAGGAAAAUAGGGUAAAAGCAACCAUUUCAGAAACCUUUUCCCUAAAGUAGGCAGCUUCAUAUGGUAAAUUUUGGGGGUCAAGCAAAGAAACUUAAAUAGGGUUCUUUGGAUUUAGCAGAUUGUCUCCUAAAAGUUCUCAUCAAACCUAUGUCAAGAACUCCAAACCUAUAUCAAGAUUAUAAAACCAUACAAGUAAAAAAAUACUUUUUUUUUUAACAGUACCUGUGCAAACUUAGUGCUUAUCUUCAUCUUCCCAUAAUACCUAGGAAGACCUUGGGCAAGGACUGAGCCCUAAUGCCAGAGCAGGUUCAGUGCUAUGUACUAAAGGAAGCAUGUCAGUCUGCCUUUGCUGGAUCAGCUAGGCAGCAGCUUCAUUCUAGAAGCUGAAACAAUGGAAAAGCCAUUUCAGCUCUAUAGAAAUGCAAGAAUAAUCUCACCCCAGAGUUUUCUAGAAUCCAAUUGAAAGCAGUUACUACUUAUGAAUUAUAGCUGAAGUUCAUUCAAGCUUCAUCGCCUUCUUGACAGGUGGGCUGACACUGCAUAUACUCUUGCUUUCAGAACUUACAGCUAUGAAGAAUGACUGCAUAUACUCCUUUUUAUAACUAAAUUUAAAAGGUAGAACAUAGACUUGGGGACAGUUCAUCACCUAGGCUAAAAUGAAAAAAAAAAA